AAAAAAAAUGAAAAAGGAAGUCAGUCGUUUCUCUUCGAGGUCCGUUUGCGUGUGUUGAAGUGGUGAUGAAGGGACGGAAACGCCGCCACGACCCUUACCCAACCCCAGUACCGGAUGAUUCUCGGCGCCGUUUUCCAGCAGCCGAAGCCCAAACUCAAAUUCACCCAUCAGUCAUAAUCGAUGACAGAGAACGGGAGAUCGAAACCCUGCUGAUGGAGAACCAGCGUCUGGCAGCAGCACACGUGGCUCUUAAACAGGACCUCUCUGCCGUUCAACAGGAGCUCCGUCUUCUCUCUUCCACAGCCGCAACCGUCAAAGCCGAAAGUGAUGCUGAAGUCCGUGAGGUUUACGAGAAGGCAAGGAAGAAGGAAUCUGAUGUCCGUAUAGUGGACGAGCUUAGUGUGGAAAUGGCUAUAGUUAGGACAGAUAUACAGAACCUAAAUGCUGACCGCAAAGAGCUUACUGCCAAAUUGCACGACAUGGAGGAUGAUCUCCUUAAGGUUCGUGAAGAGUUACAACAGUUUCCUGUAAUCAAAGCUGAAAUUGAGUCCAUGCAUAAGGAAGUUCAACGAGGAAGGGCUGCUAUUGACUAUGAAAAAAAGAUGCAUGCCAGCAACCUUGAAUAUAGUCAAGCAAUGGAGAAGCAUAAGAUUACUAUGACUUCUGAAAUUGAAAAGCUACAUGCUGAGCUUGCAAAUGCAGAAAAGAGGGUAAGGGCAGCAGCUGCUGCUGCAGCUCCAAGUAAUUCAAACCACCAGUUGGCUGCAGCAACUCCAGGUUUUACAUAUUCUGCCGAUUAUGGAAAUCCUGAAACAGGAUAUCGAGGGAAUCUGUACCCUGCUUCUUAUGCUGUACAUCAGGUUCUUUUCCUGGGUAUGGUGGUGAAAGAGGAAGGAAAGGAAAAGGAAAUGUGGUGAUAACAGAGGUCAUGGGAAUGGCGGAUCGGAGGAGCUGAGAAAAUAAAGAGAUGAGAAAAAAAAUUCAAGGAAAAAAAUGAGCCUCUCAUGCGCCUAGAUUGGAUGUAUUACACUCACGGUGCCAUGUUAGCAAAAAAUGUCUUAAUGACACAGUCGGGCCCUACCCCAGGUGUCCAAAUAGAACAAGGUUUAGUUGAGGUGUACAGUGAAAGAUGCUGCCAACCACAGGUGUCUCUUGAUGGGUUCAACCUUUAAGUAAAGAUGGUCAUGUUGAAGAUGACCAUAACACACUUUUGAGAAU
Messenger RNA from Lycium ferocissimum, 1218 nucleotides. RefSeq names its product protein FLX-like 1. The record is from RefSeq and is a predicted model, not a curated record. NCBI's taxonomy places the organism in Eukaryota, Viridiplantae, Streptophyta, Magnoliopsida, Solanales, Solanaceae. The transcript has 4 exons. The coding region runs from base 66 to 917 and encodes 283 amino acids.